CUGCACUAACUCCGUGGGCUGCAGAGCGGGUAGCGCACCUCACGCAUGCGUCUUCGUGCGUCUGUUCGGGUGAACUGCGAAGAGGGGGAAGGCAGAUUCCUGCAUCAUCCAUGGAUUUGAUGUGAGUGGAUUUGGCGCAUCAAGGGAACGGGGUGAAAUCGAAUUGGUAUUUACACGAUAGUGUUGGCCUAAACCCGAGAAGAGCAGAGGUAGCGAAAGAGGGGAACGCAGGAAACGCAACUUUGCGAAAUAUACUUUGCAAAGUUUUGACAGGACCAUCCCGAAGCAACCAGCUAGCUGUCGAGAGCCCCCGCUUUUCUUUCAAUCCACUGAAUUGUAGCAAAUGCUAUUGUAAUGGUAAAAUGCACUCGGAAGAAGAAAAAAGGCUGAUAAGCGAUCAAAAGUGAAGGCUUCCACCGGAUCGUGGUCACUGAACUUCGGCAGCCUGGAAAGUAGUUUUGUGCCUUUAUUCUUCCUACCCGAUCGCUUUAUUCCAACAUCACUUGUUGAUAGUUGGACGAACAUUGAGGUAACUGUCGGAAGCAAAAUGUAAAAUCUUAUUUUGUUGGGGUUUCCGUCUGAACUCCUUGGAUAAUGCGUGGAAAUGUAUUUUCACUUCAAAUUAGAGAUUCCUGUUUUGGCAUCAGUGGAUCUGAAAAAGAAGAAACGGAAAACGAAAACAGGACCAUUAGUUUAUCAUUUUCUACACAAGAGACUUGGUUGACUGAAUAGGAAUCCCUACCAGUUCAGUCCAUUUUUCUCUCGUUGAGGACUAUGGAGAGGAACUGCUCAAGCUUCAGCACAGUGUUACAUAGAGGAAGAUUAAUCUAUGUGGAGGCACGUCUCCAGGGUGGAGCUCCCUGGGGCUUCACACUCAAAGGUGGCCUUGAACAUGGGGAAACAUUAAUCAUCUCUAAGGUGGAGGAGGGCGGGAAGGCGGAUCUGUUAGAGCACCCCCUGCAGGUCGGGGAUCAAGUGGUCAACAUUAACGAGGUGGAGCUGAGUGGAUCCAGACAGGAGGCCAUCUCUCUGGUUAAGGGUUCCUACAAGACCCUCCGGCUCACAGUCUGCAGAGAGAGCUGCCUGGACCCGUGCUGCAGCGAGCCAGACGCCCCGCCCUCUCUCAGCCCGCCUUACAGCCACGGACACCCCCGGGAGAGCCGAGGAUGUCCCGGUGGAGUUAAGCUUCGCAUCAAGACCAGACGGAGCGAGCCGGCAUCACGGCCCCACUCGUGGCACUCCACCAAACUCGGGGAGGGCCAGCCGGAGUCCAGCAUGAUGCAGAUAUCCCAGGGCACCAUGGGUACUCCCUGGCACCAGACCUACCAUUCCAGCGCCUCCACCACUGACCUCUCGAGCUACGACCCUGGAUACCUGCGGAAGAGUCCGGAUCAGUACAGCUCACGGGGCAGCAUGGAGAGCCUGGACCACGGCCACCCGGCCUACAGCUCCUGCCAGCAGCUGUCCCCGUCCAAGUCCUCCGGCAGCAUCGACCACCUGCACAGCAAGAGGGACUCGGCGUACAGCUCCUUCUCCACCAGCUCCAGCGUGCCGGACUGCCCCGCCGCGGCCGGCCUGCCCAUGGGGAAGGAGCGCUCCUACUCCAUGGACAGCAUGCUGGCCCCUCAGCAGCGGGGCCCGGAGGGCCCGCGGCAGGCCGACAUCCGCUACGUGCGCACCGUCUACGACGCCCAGCAGGGCAUCUCCGAGGAGCACGAGGUCAGCGCGGCGGGCCUCCUGCGGGCCGGCGAGAGCCGGGCGCAUCCCGAGGCCCACGGUGGCGGCGGCCAUCGCAGCGGCAGCAGUGGCAGCAGCAGCGGCAGCGGCAGCAGCGGUGGCGGGAAUCCCGCGUCCAACCGCCACAGCGUGGGGCCCGUGUGGGGCGCCUCGCGCCAGCACAAUUCCUACGAGAGCCUGAAGGGGGCGCCACCGCCGCCCCAGCGGAGCGACAGCUACGCUGCUAUCAGGAACCACGAGAGGCCCAGCUCGUGGUCCAGCCUGGAGCAGGCCCGGGCCACGCGGAGCCUGUACAAGGGCUCCUGGCACCACUCCAGCGGCUCUGUGGCUGGGGGGAAGCCUCUGUUCGCCACCGAGGGGCAGCAGCUGCACACGCUGGAGGAGAAGAGCCCCGAAAGCAGCCCCACCACCAGACCCAGACAGGGCCUCCCGCAGGCCCCGCCCACGGGCCGCCUCAUGCUGCCCACCGGUAUUUAUCACGUACCCCCACCGGAGCCCCACUUCGCCCAAGCACCCGCCUCCUGCCCCAACUCCAGCAGUGUGUACCCAGCGUUGGCUAAAGAGAGCAGGGGCAACUACCCUAGCGACCGGAGCACGGGGGUGGGCAGAGACAGUCCGGCGGUGGAGAACGGAUACCAAAGCAGCACUUCCUCCUCCGCUGGCCAGCCCCCCUGCGUUCCCCAACCAAAAUCUCCGUCCCAGCAGACAGACAGGCAGCAGGAGGAGCCGCAGGCUGGCUGCAGCCUCUACAGGCCUCACUUUAAGCCUUGGGCAGAAUCGCACAGCGUGUCCCACAUGCAGGCCGAAGAGUGCGGCUUCAGGAGGGACCCCUACACCCCUGUUCAGCCGAGGGGAGAAAGGCAGAGGCAUCUCCAGAGCCCCGAGAACAUGGAGAGGUGCAGGCAGACGCGGAGCGAGGAGUCGAUGGUGCCCGCUGAGCGGAGCGGUCACGCGGAGACCGCUCAUUCGCUGAAUAACGCUGCGUGUCCCGAGCGCCGGUCCAGCCUGGGAGGCCACAGAGACGCCGGCGCCCAGAACGCCCGCGGAAACGGCGGCAGCGCUCCUCCUGCCCAGCUGAGUGAGCAUGGGAGCCGGGCCGCGCCGAAUCACCACGGCAACCCCGCCCCCCUGCAGCAGGAGCACCCUCUGACCCGGCUGGAGAACGCGCUGGCGGAGGUGCAGAAGGCCGCGGGCCCGGAGCGGAGGGCCAGCCAGUGCAGCUCCCAGGGGGGCCCGAGGGAGGAGGCGCCCCCGGGCCGCGUCUCCGUGCUGGAGAAGGUGAGCCGCUUCGAGCAGCAGCACAGGCAGGGGAAACUGCGCUGCCAGAGCGCCGGCCACGUGGACUGCGCCCCCCAGCUGAGCCUGGAGCCCAGGGCCAAGAGCUCCAAAGUGCCGCCCCACCUGCGCACGCAGAGCUACAGCGCCGUGCCCGAGGACUGCGGCCAGCUGCCGUCCAUGGAGAGGCGGCGGAGCACGGAGCACCACCUGCCCCGGAGCUCCCGGGGCGCGGACAGGGCCCUGCAGAGGAGCAAGAGCACCUUCCACCUGGCCGAGGACGACGAGAGGAAGGACUUCCCCUGGAGGGAAGGCCUGCAGGACAUCCUGGGCACCAUCCAGGACACGUCCUUCAACACGGCCUACAGGGACAGCAUCAAGGGCGCUCAGUCCAAGGUGCUUCGCUCAACGUCCUUCCGACGGAAAGACUUGAGCGUGGAGCAGCACACUCCCAGCAAGCACCUGUCCCUUGAGAGGAAGGGCCCCAAGACUUUGCCCAAACCGCACACCCCAAAGGAGAGGCACGUCGUGACCCCGGAGCUCGAUGGAAUGGCCCCUCCGGCGCUGCCCAGCGUCCCGCCGGUCGGCCCCCCCGCCGUCCGGAUCGGGGGGCGCAAACGUCUGACCCUGGAGCAGAAGAAGCGCUGUUACUCGGAGCCGGAGAAGAUGAAUGAGGUGGGCGUGUCAGAAGGUGACAGCUGCUUGAGCCCCUAUGGAAAGGGCCCAGACCAGCUCCACCUCCCUGAGACCAGCGUGGCCAACAGACGCAGGCUCUUUGAACUGGCAGCCCACAGAAGUGCUGGCCCUGGCCCCAACCCCGGCCCUGGCCCCCGCCCUGGCCCCGGCCCCGCCCUGGCCUCUUCCUCCUCCCGUUCAGACUUGAAGCAGCUCCAGCAGGACGCCUUGGCCGAGUACAUGGAGCGGAAAACGGGCCGUCGGAUGGCCAGGAGCCAGCGCCCUCAGAGUGCCUACCUGCAGCCCCUCUCCUACUCCUCCGACUCCCAGAGCCUGUCCUCCACCUCCAGCCUGGUCUCCCUGCAGGAGCCGGAGCUCCAGGAGGCUUCAUGCUCCAGCGGCCAUCACAAGGGGAGCCGGGUGUCCUCCACUCUGCCCCCCGGGGUGCAGGGCUUCUUAUACCCCAGCGGGAACCCCGCGCGGCCUCCGUCCUCCACCGAGUCCACCUCGUCCUCCUCCUCCGCCCACAAGCCUCGGGGAAGGCCACAGAGAUUCUUCAGCCUGGAGCAGGAGCUAGAUAGACCUGCCCUGGUCACCCACGCCCAACCUCCACAGGGCCUCUGGUUCUCUCAGCACUGCGACACGGCCUUCGAGAGGGCUGCCCCAGCACGGAACUCUGGGAAAUCUGCCUCGGCGGAGGACUUGCUGGAUCGCUCUGAGGAGAUCGCAGUUCCUCAGCACUUCAGAUCUCGAUCCUCGCCAUCUGUUGAGAAGCUCAAUCAGGAUGUAAUGACAGGAGACUACAGACUGCACACAAUGUUUUCCAAGGGGCCUGCGCCGUCCAUCCCCACUGAAAGCAGGCCUGUGGAGAGUGCAGCACCCUCCCUACGAGUGGAAAGAUACCUUUCAAACCUGGGUCCCACGCAGCUGAAGACCCCCGUCACCAGGAGAGAGAAGCAGAGGCUUUCUGAACGCCAGCGGGCGCACAGCAUGUCGGGCCUGGCUGCUUCCGUGGGCCUGCCCUGCCCCUUCUCCUCCCCGGGACACCCCGACUCGCGGUCCAGCGACAUGCUGUGCCCGGCCUCCCUGGAGGUCCUCACCCAGAGCCUGCUGCCCGCCGCGGGGCCGGCCGACUCGCCCCGCGCCCAAACCCGGCAGGGCCCGCCGGGCGCGGCCAGGAAGAGCUCCUCGGACAGCGGCACCUCGGAGGAGACGCUGAAGGACGUCCCGAGGGAGGAGCACGGGGCUCAGGCACCUCCUGCUCUGAGGGCGGCCAGGUCCCCGUCCUCCGGGGGCGACCAGAAGAGCCCGCCCGCCUUUCACCAAGACCCGCCGUCCGCAGCACCUCACAGCUGCUGGUCACCGGGGGAGAGCCCCGUCUCCGCCCCUGCCACGCCCCUGCCCUUCCUGCGCAUCUCGGAGUCCAGCAUCCAUUUCACCUCCUCCUCCUCGCAGCCUCUGGAGGAUGAGGUGUUCCUCCAGGAGCCGGCCCUGCCGCCCCCGCCUCCACCCUCCUCGCCUCCACCUCCACUGCCCGUCUGGGAAGCGGACAACGCCGAGGACUUCCCCCCGCCUCCUCCCCCACCCCUGCUCCUGCCCCCCAUCACAGCUGAACAGCAGGACUACGUGGAGAUGCCCCAGUCUCCUAGACCAGAGCAUCUACUGAGCACGUACGCCCAGGACCAUUCACCUGUCAACAGAGGGACAGUGUCUCCCUUACACUCGCCCCCACCGGUGACCUCUGACCUCCUGCCAACUGCUGCUGUGUUCGGUCUGGGCACAGAGGCCAAGACCCCGUCUCCCGUGGGCGUCUCAGAGACAGAGGCCACCCGGGAGGCACAGGAAAGCCUGGAGCUAGAGUAUCCUGUGCUGUCCAGGAGAGAGAGGUCAGCGGAGGAGCUGAGGGCGGAGGCAUUGGCCAGGGAGCUGGUGUCCAGGGACAAGUCCCUGACUCCCAUCCUGGACACCUGGGCUGUGCAAAAAGCCAUGGAACUGAUGGAGGACGUCUUUCCCGCCAUUGUGCUUCCAAGGCAACGGAGGAGGAGCAGCAGCCGAUUGGAGGACAGCAGAAGGCAGGGCAGAGUUCUCGCUGCUGAGGAAAGACCACUGCAGAGGGAAGAUGGCCCCCAAGCAGAGAUGGAGACAGACCUGGACGAAGUGGAAGUGGACCUUGACCAAAAGAAGGUGGAGCUGGUGAAGGCCCUGUCCCAGAGCGUGGCCGUGCUGCGGGGGGAGAGGGAGGGGCUGGCGGAGGAGCAGAAGAGGUUCAGCGCUCUGAGCGCCCGCGUGGAGGCGCUGGUGCAGGAGCUCUGCAAGGCCAACGAGUACGACAAGUACCGCAUGUUCAUCGGGGACCUGGAGAAGAUGGUCAACCUGCUGCUGUCGCUGUGCGGGCAGCUGGCCCGUGUGGAGAACGCCCUCACCGCCCUGGAGGGCGAGGAGACCGAGGACGGCGCCGAGGAGAGGGAGACCCUGCAGAACAGGCGGCGGAAGCUCUGCGGUCAGCACGAGGACGCCCGGGAGCUGAAGGAGAACCUGGACCGGCGGGAGCGCCUGGUCCUGGACAUCCUGGGCGGGUACCUGACCGCGCCCCAGCUGCGCGAGUACCGGCGCUUCGUCCUGGUGAAGCCGGCGCUGAUGAUUCGACAGCGCCACCUGGACGAACUCAUCCGGCAGGGGGAGGAGCAGCUGCACAGGCUGGGCGAAGACCUGCAUCCCGAGGGCCAGGCCCAGGUUGCCAGCCCUGCCCCCUGCCCCUCCCCCCCUCCUCCCCGCUCUCCUGCGGUGACCUCCCUCUGACCCCAGCUCAGACUGCUGCUCACAAAGACUGCUGAAGAAUAUACUUGAACUGACACCUCUUCCCCCUGCUGGACUGCACACACUCCUUGGUCGGACACCUUCUCCCUCCAGCAGAAGGGGAAUAUGCUUUAUAUUGAAGGAUGAUGUCACCCGCUUAGUCAUUCUGAAGGACCCUCACACCAGAUCCACACACCAAUGACUGGUAGCAGACAUUGAAUGACAAUAUAUUUGUACUUAAGUCUGCUUUUAACUAUCAAACAUGCCUGCCUUUUUUCACACUUAUGAAAUGUGCUCACUCUGGCCUUAUCCUGAACAUGGAUUUUUAGAUGACUUAUAGAUCGAGGCCAAGGGGGUGAUUGAAUGUAUAAUUAAAGGGAACUGGCAUUUGGGUACCUGAAAGAUGCAUGAAGAGCCUAUGGUAUUUUUAUCAGUGGUGCUAUAAAUUUAGUGAAUGCCCCCUCACCCCACCCCCAUUUCUAAAACAACAUGAUGGGUCUGGCCAUUCGUGAAAUAAAAAAAAUUGGCCGGAAACAAGAGGUAAUGUAUAUCUACAUUCAGAGAAGGUAAGAAAGGCCAUAGCGUACACAAUAUGCUUUUAUAUUUUGCCACAUUUGCACACAAAUGUUGCAUGAGAUAUAUAAGCACUCUACGUGAUGCUUUUAGGGUAUCGUUACAGCCCAACAACCUGCAGUAGAUUUAAUAUGGCCAAAUGACUGCUCUGCAGUAUUAAGCACCUACUGAUGGUUUUUUAUUUUUUCUUGUGCACAGCGUUUGUGGAGACAGUGUUCUAUCUGCAAUGAUAAAAGACUGUGUCCACGUUGUUUUCAGAAAAGCACUGUUUGCUAAAUCCUCUCAACACCCUUUUCAUUUUUAUCAGCACAGAUAUUAAUAGCACUGGACCGAAAUGGCACUUGUUCCGGGCGGCUACUCAGUUGUAGGCUCAGCGCCAUUGCAUUCUGUCAUAUGAAGACUACAUCCUAGAAAAACCACUUAAACUUUGGAUAUUUGUCAUGUACACUAAAACAAAGUUCAGUAUAGCUCCCACGUGAUCCAAGGACCACAGCAAUGAUUAUUUAUAUAUAUUUUAUGUAAGUGGCUGUACAUAUGGUGUGCUAACCUCUCUUCUACAAAUUGCUAUUAUGUAGUUGACUUUUUUAUGACAGGAUGUUUUUGAACGUACGUGAAAUGUCAAGACAUGCAUUACUUUCAAGAAAGAAGGAAAUUAGGAUUUUUGUCCACCAAAACAAUAAUUCCACACAUAAGGUCAUCGUGGUUAUUAAUAUUCCUGUUAGUCCAUAAGUAAGUCGCAGGAAGGAUCUGCAUGUAUGCAGUUACUGCUUAUUUCAGAUCACACAGGGCAGAUGUUAUCACAAGACAAAUACAGUACUACUGUGAGGAGAGCACAUUGUGAUAGUUCUGUGGAUUUAAUCAUGUGCCUCUAUAUUGACCAUAGGGCACUUUCCAAAUUAUUUUGCCAGUGUAAUUCAUUUUUCAUUUUAUUUUAAGAGCACCUUCUACAUCAUAUUUAAAUAUAUAAAACACCUGCAAGUGAAUAUAUUCAGCAAUAAAGGCAAAAGGUGCCAACAAUACAUUUAUUGCUUUGCGAAGCCAUUUUCGAACACCCAGAUCUUACUGUUUCUGAUCCUUAAAGUAAUCAAGGCAGAUUGGUUCAAACCUUGUUUUAUGGUCGAAGACAGUUGGAAAACAAAUAUUCAUUCUAUGAAAUAAAUCUAUUUUUAAAGAGGU
Anguilla anguilla (European eel) is the source of this 8232-nucleotide messenger RNA. It is a transcript of the gene shroom3, whose product is annotated as shroom family member 3. The transcript has 11 exons. The record is from RefSeq and is a predicted model, not a curated record. Bases 775 to 6486 code for a protein of 1903 amino acids. Gene Ontology annotation, biological process: actin filament organization. NCBI's taxonomy places the organism in Eukaryota, Metazoa, Chordata, Actinopteri, Anguilliformes, Anguillidae. Gene Ontology annotation, molecular function: actin filament binding. Gene Ontology annotation, cellular component: apical plasma membrane; apical junction complex; cortical actin cytoskeleton.